Molecule: messenger RNA, 302 nt
Organism: Acaulospora colombiana
Lineage: Eukaryota; Fungi; Glomeromycota; Glomeromycetes; Diversisporales; Acaulosporaceae
Source: the annotation of a GenBank genome assembly
AUGCAGUCGUCUCGGGUAUACAACGAGCCGCAUAUCCAACAACCAGGCCCACCACCGUUUCCUUUUAGCGAGUUUGACGACUCGUCUCUAUCCUACAACCCCCCUCCUUUUCCUCUCGAUUUGCAGCCCAAUUCUGCAUCUCUGGGAGUGGAAAAUCUCUUUUAUCCACCCCAGCCCUCAGGUUCCGAGUCUAUGAGCUUCUUCUCGCGCAACGAACAAGACGACAUGCUCGAUUUUCUCAGAGAUUUCGAUACUCAAGACGCCUGGGAGUUCAAUCCCAUCCUACCUUCACGAAUGCCCUC